Caenorhabditis angaria is the source of this 633-nucleotide messenger RNA. NCBI's taxonomy places the organism in Eukaryota, Metazoa, Nematoda, Chromadorea, Rhabditida, Rhabditidae. The record is from the annotation of a GenBank genome assembly.
AUGAUCAUUACUGCAUUUGUGGACAUUGAUGAAAGAAUUGAAAUGAAAAAAUAUCCCGAACUACGAAUUGUUGAUCUUCUUGAGUUAGUUGAACUUAUCAAAAACAAACAUAUAAGUUCUAAUUUUAGCCAAACAACUCCAAAUGUUUCCACACUUCAUUUUUCUGUCGAUUGGAUUAUAAAAGAUCAACUUUCUCCACAAAAAUAUAUAAAUGACAGUCAGUUAAAGGAAGAAAUGAUUUUCCGAAAAUUCACAAAUUCAUCUACAAAAACUGAUACCUAUAUACAACCAAAAUGUAUAAUUCGAUCAGAAAAAAUUGCAUUAAUGUCAAUUCAUCAUCCACCAGCAGUUUAUGAUGAAUCAAAAAUAUCCAUUGUAAAUUAUCGAAUUGCGGCUAUUCGACAUUAUCGAAACACUUUUCACAAACUUUUUCAUGAACAAGUCCCAAGAAUGAUGAAAUAUGGUCCAUAUAUUAAAACUUCUAUUGCACCAUGGAUUUCUAGAAACUUGACGCGAAAUAUUUUGAAACGGAUAAAGUAUUUAUAUGAUAUUGAGAUUCCUUCAAUUGAUGCACAAGAAAAUUAUUAUUCGAUGGAAGGAAGUAAAAAAGCUUUAGAAAAAAUAAAAACAUGA